This is a messenger RNA of Mytilus californianus (California mussel), 13744 nucleotides long. RefSeq lists its product as uncharacterized. Gene Ontology annotation, molecular function: protein binding; calcium ion binding. Gene Ontology annotation, biological process: homophilic cell-cell adhesion. The transcript is spliced from 73 exons. Gene Ontology annotation, cellular component: membrane. Lineage: Eukaryota; Metazoa; Mollusca; Bivalvia; Mytilida; Mytilidae. The coding region runs from base 32 to 13543 and encodes 4503 amino acids. The record is from RefSeq and is a predicted model, not a curated record.
UGUUUACAAUUUAGCAGCAGAAAACAAUUAUAUGGUGUUCAUGACCAUUUUGGUUUGUUUAGAAGCAAAUGGGAACUGCACAGUAGAUCAGGUUAUACUAGAUGGUCUGAAGAUUGAUAAAGAAGACUGUGACAGAUCUAAGGAUAAUGAACAUUCCUUGGUUGCUUGGCUUGAUGAGAAGAACAUACCAAGUGUAUCAGACAGAUUACCAGUGUGGGCAGAAGUGCAGAUCAAACAGGAUCUUGAAAUUCAUCAAUUUCUUAAAUCAGAAUCUUGUAAUCAUAAAGUUCUGAGUAAUAAUGGAUGUGGUUUAUCCAAUAUAAAAGUAAUACCAGUGGGUAGAGAAGAUAGUUUGUCUUGUAGUGUGUCAACUGAUUGUACAAGUGUUGAAUGCUGUGUAAAUUUACCGAUCCUAAAUACAUCAGUCCUUAUUGUAUUCGAGAUGAAUCAGUGUAGGAACAACUUAAAACUGCAAAUUGACAAUUUGAUUCAUAAUCUCAAAUUGUCAGAAGUUUUUUACGGUGAAAGUAGCUCAUUUGGAAUAAACGGGAUAGUAAAACUUAAUUAUAACAUAGACAAAGGUUUCUCUUCAUACAACAUUUACUUGGAAAUAACUGUUUGUUUUGAACCAGAUGAAUGUGAAUUACAGAUUGUAGUCUUAAAUAACACAGCUGUUAAUUUUACAUCAUGUGACAUGGCACCAGGUUUUCUUAACUCGUCAUUUUCAUUGGAUGAUUGGUUGUCAAGUAGAAAUACAGACCUGCACCAUAUAAAAGAUAUUACUGCAAAUGACCUAAUUACAGAACUUGGACUGUCUGAUUACAUGGGAUGGUCCAAUAAAUGUGAUGCCAAUAUGCUACCUUAUAACCAGUCUGCUGGUGGUUGGAACAAUGAAUGUUCAAACAUAACUACACCAUCUGUCCUGUUAGAUAAAGGUGUAGCAUGUCACAUUCUGGACAGUUGUGAUACUGUUACAUGUUGUGCAGAGAUUGCUGUUCUGAAAAGAUAUGUCUACACAUCGGUUAAUCUUAAAACAUGUGAUUACUUACUGGAAGUGUGGUUGGAGGAAAAAUAUUUUGAAUUUGAUUUGAUCAACUAUGAAUGGGGCAAACAAGAAAAUUUGCAGAUCCAUGGAGUAUUGCAACUAGUGUAUGCCAUCCAUCACAUCCCUUCUGAAAAGGUAUUCUCUAUGGAUGUGAAAAUCAAGGCCUGUUUUGAAGAGAAUGGUACUGUAUGUUUGUAUGACUACACAGUCAUGGAUGAUUCAAAUCUUCUAUACUCACAAUGUGAUCUAACUGAAGAAAGAGUCCCUUUCAAAGGAAUUUCAUUUGAUUUAUGGCAACAGAUACAGUGUUCACCUCUAAAACCUGCAAAAGAUUGCAAUAUAAGUUUGACAUCCUAUGGAUCAACAGUUUGCUCAGCUACAUCUGACUGUCAGGGUAUAGCAUGUUGUCUACCUCUCACUUUUAUAAAUGGACAAAGGAGUAUCAACGUGACAUUCCUCUUUAGUUCGUGUGGUAAACUGAAGUAUAGUAUUGAAAGGAAAGUUUGGCAGAAAACUCCUGAACCAGAUAAAGUAGUGACUGAGGACAUUGGAGACACUUUUCAGUAUAAUUAUACCCUUGCUUCAGGACUUAAUCCUUAUAUAGUAACUUUGAACCUACAAGUUUGUUAUUUGGCUGCAGAAUUUUGUAGUAAAUUCACGUUAUUGGAAAAUUCCACUAUGGUUUGUUCACCAUCUAAACGCAAGAAGAGAAGAAGAAGAUCUAUUACAGAACCCAUGGCAUCGAAUUUUAAAGAAGGUAUCAAAAUAUUGAUGCAGAGACAGGCUUCGUCAGAAGAAAUAGAGAAAUAUCUUGAACAAGUUAAAGAGUAUGAGUUGAAUUUGAUACAAGAAAAUUUGAAAGGAGCUGUUCUAUCAGUUACAGACACCAAAACAAGUGGGAAAUCAGCUAUGAAGGCUCUUGGUUGGAACAAUCCUGCCACAAUUGCAAUAGCAGUUGACACUGAAAUAUCAGAGUCAGUUACAGGAGGAGAUGAAAUACAAAAGAUGCUUGGGAGCAGUACAUCAGACAUAGCAGGUAGAAGUGAUCAAGCAUUUGUUGUUGGACAUGGUUUAACAAGUCAUGGAUUAAAAUUGCUGGGACAAAAACUUGCCAAGAUGACAAUUGGAGAUAUUGAAAAUCUCUUGGAUGUGAAAAAUGUAGACCCAGUAGAAGUGUCAAAAUUGAUGGAUGAGCUGAGAGAUCUUCACAGAGCUUUGUUAUCAGAAUUUUUAUCAGAUAUACUUGGUGGAGAAUCAGACAUUUUUAAAUCUGAGGAUCUUGUCUUGUGGCAAGAAAUUCCAAUGCCUACCCAAAGUAUAUUAAAAGAAUUUCCACCACCACUUGGGUUUGGAUUUGUAAUAAUUGGUGGAUUUGUCACACUGAAGUAUACUGUUGGCAUUGGGAUGUAUUAUGGUGUGAAGUUUGCUGUAGGUGUAGAGAUUAUGCAAAUGAAAGGAUUAGCUAAGGUAACACCAUAUGUCGGAUUUCUUGUUUAUGGAGAAGUUGGAAUAGGCGUUGGUGUCCUGUUUGUCAAGCUUAGACUAGAGGGAUAUAUAAUGGAUUUGAGGUUCCCAACAACAGCUGAAGUAGCAUUCAACAAGUUUCCCCUUGAUGUUGGAAUUACCAUGUACCUUGAACUAAUACCGAUCAGCCUAAAACUGAAGGCUUUAGUAACAGUAGAUGUCUCAUUGAUCUUUAAAACCAUAACAAUAACGUUGUUUAAAGCAACCCUUUGGCAAUACACAGCUCCAACAAUAAGAGCAAAGCUGCUUGAUAGUAGGAAGGGUGAAGUAGAUAAAACUGGUCCAGCUAUAAAACCCUUCAUUGAAGAUUCAGCUAGUGAAAGGAAAAAGAGGUCAUCAGCUCAAUGUUUAGUACGGCAGAUUCCAAAUCUUGAUUACAAAGAGCCUCGUUUUGAAGUUUCAAUCCAUGCUGGGGAUGACAGGAGUGGAGUCAAUUUAUAUCUAGAUGUAGGAACUGUACCUGGUGGACAUGAUGUUGUGAACAAAAAGGAACUUGGUGGUCCAUCCACUAUUUUAUCUGAGGUUUUAUCAGCGUCUGGUGUCCCACUUUACUUUACGGUAACUGCAGAAAAUGAUUCAGGUCAAAAGUCCAAGGCUUCAUGCUACUUAUCUACAUAUGAUGUCACACUACCUGGUGGAAGAUUUGAUGAAGAUUACAAGACAACCAGCAACCCAUCAGUUAUUUCAGCAUCAAUUAGUGUGUAUGAAGAUUCAGACCUAUUAGAAACUGAAGUAGGGUUAGGUUAUGGCAAGGACAUAUGGGGAGAUCAGGUGGUUGCCUGGCAAGAUGUUACACUAGAUCAUGGUGUGAUAAACCAUGUUAGUCAAGAAUCUGAUCCUCUAAAUAGAGAAGUAUUGAAAAUGUUUACAAGCUCUCGUCAUGGGAAAUUAGUAGCACCAAAAGCAGGAAGAGAUUCUGAACAAAAUUCUCCCGGAGACUGUGCUAGAGCAUGUGCUAAUUUACCUCCAACAAAGUGUAUGAGCUUUAAUUAUGACUUUGGCAUUGGAAUGUGUGAACUUGUUGAAGCCAUUGAAGGUUAUCAUUUCAAACGAUCAAAAUCAGGACUAUUUUACCACUAUGAAAGACUUGGAGUUGCAAAGACCAAGCAGUUCAACUUCAACCAGUUACAAUUAGAACACAACAAAAUUUACUUUGUUAAUUUCCGAAUUGUAAACAGCCUGGGAUAUUUGUCUAUCAUCAACACACAGGGUGUUCUUCUUGACGUAACUACACCAACCACAGGUGAAAUUCAAAAUGCCAGUAAGGACUACCUUGAACGUGUUGACUGUUUGUCACUCAUACCUGAAUUACACAGACCAGACUGGAUUAUCCAGUGUAAAGGAAUUAACCCUAAUGUCAAAAAUCAUAGGUUAAUUGUUGAUGGUAAGGGAUCUAAAGCAGUUUUUAAUGGUAUAGAACCAAUGACUGAUCUUCUUUAUACAAGAUUUAACACAUAUAUAACAGCAAACUGGGAUGGAUUUAAUGAUAGAGAAAGUGGACUGCUUGGUUAUACCAUAUAUGUUGGCAGGGAUGUCUGUGAGGACCUAAUACAUCCACACCAUGAUCCACAGAAACAUUUCUUUGAGAAAUCCCAGUGGACCCACACUGCUAUGAUUUAUCCUAUUCCUGCUCCAUAUGAAACACUACCAGAUGGAGAAUAUUAUAUAACAUUGAGAGCACUCAAUGAGGUACAAUUUGGAGGUCCACUGGCUACAACGGUCUGUCAUACAACACCACUAACAGUAGACAAUUCACCUCCGUUGGUUUGGGAGGUUUAUGAUAUUCAGUAUAAUGAAGACACCUAUAACCUUACUGCAAAACAAAAUUCCAGUGAUCCACAUUCAGGAUUAGACUACAAUGAUGUAUGCUUAGGGAGAACAAGACGGGAUUGCUUGGAAAUGAGAUGGACAAGAUUUGCUGUUACACCAAAUAUCUCACUUGUUAGAUUUUUAACUGAUGGAGUUCCAGUUUGGGUAAAAGUCAGAGCUGUCAACAGAGUUGACUUGCGUACUAUUGGCAUUGCUGACUCAGCCAUUAUUGUUGACAAGACUCCACCUAAUGCAGGAGUUGUAAUGGAUGGUCCUAUUUAUGGUGAAGAUUUAAUGUACACCAAGUAUUCUGACAGGAUUUGUGCCAACUGGUUACAUUUCUAUGACCCAGAGUCUGGUAUUGGAUUGUAUUUGGUCAGUGUUGGAUCUAUCAAACAGAUAAAUGUGACAGACAUUGCUAACUUGACAGAAUACAGCAGGAAAACUCAUGAAGCUUGUGUAGAGCUAACUCCUGAAAAUUACCUGGAACAUGGACAUACUUAUUUCACCACUGUAUGGGCAUUUAAUGGAGCUGUCAAUCAGAGAAAUGUGUCGGCCAUUUCAAAUGGAGUUACUGUUGAUCUGACAAAACCUGUUCCUGGAGAUGUUGUUGAUGGAAAUAAGACAGGGUUUGAAGAUGUCCAGUUCUCUGGUAGUGCAGCUAAGGUAGAGAUUCAGUGGAAGAAUUUUUAUGAUCCAGAAUCAACGAUCAGACAAUAUGAUGUUCAAGUUCAGGCAGCAGGGAAUUUAUCAGAAAGUUUCCAAGUAGUGAGAGAUUUUGUGACAUUUUCUAAUAUGACAGAGAGUGCUAAAUGGCUGAAUUUUCAUUUUGAACAUAAGGAUAGAGUAAAACUGGUUCUGCAAACUACAAAUGGAGCUCUCAACUCAAUAGUCAAUGAAACAGAUGGUUUUAUUGUAGAUCUUACACCUCCCAUGCUGAUACAUCUUGGAGAUGGUUCUGUUCAACAUAAAGAUCUAGAAUUUCAGUCUGAUACCACCAGCCUCUCAUCAAAUUUCAAGUUUAUUGAUGAAGAAUCCGGAUUGGAUCAUUUCAAAAUACAGAUUUACCAGAGAUAUCAGAGCAUAAGAUCACAAAUUGUUCCAGAAACUCACAGUGAUUGGAUUGAAUUGGAUGAUGCAAAUCUGAAUGAGUUUGUUGACACCAGUCUGACUCUCCGACAGGGUGCAGUGUACAGUAUAAGAGUAGGAGCUGUAAAUAAAGCAGGUUUUAUGGCAUCUUUUGAGACAAAUGGUGUAAAGGUAGACACAACACCUCCUAUUAUUCACUGGCUUCAUGUUAACACAUUAUCAGAUGACGUAGAGCAGGUUGUGUAUGGCUAUGUAUGGCAAGCAGAUACAAAUGGUAUAAAAGCAGCAUGGCAAGCAAUAGAUCAUCAGUCAGGAGUUAUAAAUUACAAAAUAGCUGUUGGAUCCUCACCAGGUGGAACUGAAGUGAAGUCAUGGACAGAUAUUGGGCUAAAGACAGAUAAAUAUAUAGAUGGAUUAUCCCUGGAUAUUACUGAUAUUGAUACAAAGACCCCAGUGUACUUUAUUAGUUUGAUAGCAGUAAAUGGUGCUGGCCUGGAAAGUUCACCUGUGAUUUCAACACCAAUAGUGGUGGUGGAAGCUGACAAAGCAGGUAUAGUUAUUGAUGGUACGGAUGGCACAGACCAUGAUCCUGUAUCUGACAUUGGUGUUGACAUCGAUUACCAAUCUGACAUUUCUACUCUUAGUGUACAGUUUACAGGAUUUGAGAGUCAUCUCCAUGGUGUAAUGGCCUAUGAAUGGGCUGUAGGAACAAGUCCAGGUGGACAAGAUGUUACCACAUUUUCAGCUGAUGGAAUUUUACAUGUAGAAGAACAAAAUAUUGCUGGAGAUGGCAUUACAAGCUCUGGAUAUGCACAAGUAAAUGCUCAACUAGAACCUGGAAAGACAUAUUAUUCUGCUAUUAGAGGUGUAACCAAUGCUGGAAAUAUUAUAGAGUCUGUAUCAGAUGGAAUUACAGUAGAUUUAUUACCACCAGAUAUAGUUUUGGAUAGACUUUCUGAUAAAAGUGCAGCCAGUGGUGAGAUUGGUUCAAGUUCAUCGAUGUAUAAAAGUACAACUGACUCUCUGUCUGCAAUGUGGCACUAUAAUGAUACAGACAGUGAAGUAACAAGGGUGUGGUAUUCUGUUGGCACAUAUCCAUACGCAGAGGACAUAUCACCUAGAACUAAAGUAAAUAUAUCCUCUACACAAAGUAGUCACCUGGAGGUUGGCAGUAUCACACCUGAUAUUACAGGCAAACCAAAUAUAAUCAGUAUCUGGGCAGAAGACAAAGCUGGUAUGAUUGGUCUUACUACAUUUGGUUCAGUUAUCAUUGAUACCAGUAAACCAGGAACAGGAUAUGUGACUUGUCCAGAAUAUAUUGGGGUGGAAACCCCAAUACUAUGUUCAUGGUCAGGAUUUCUAGAUGAAGAGAGCCCCAUUCAGAAGUUUAUUAUUACACUUGGAUCAGAACAAGGCUCCUCUGAUAUAUUUGAAGAAACUCUCAGCGGAUUUGUUUCUUUUUAUAGCAUAAAAGGAGUGAAUAAUCGUUUAGACCAUGGUAAAUCCUACUAUGUCACAGUAACAGCAAUCAAUUCAGUGGAUAUGGAAACAUUUGCUUUCUCAGGACCCAUCUCCAUUGAUACAACACCACCUAAACAUGGGAGAGUGGUGGACCUACAUACAGUCUACAGAAUCAAUGUCAAAGACAACAUGGAAACUGUGGCAAUGAAUGCUAAAAUCUGCACUACAGAUGAAGAAUGUGAUGCAUUAGAUGCUGUUUGCUCAGAUUCCCUUACUUCUGUAUCAGCGACGUGGCAGCUGUUUACUGAUGAUGAAUCAGAAAUUGUUGGGUACCAGAUAGCAGUAGGAACAACACCAGGUGGAGGACAGAUUAAGUCUUUCUUUGAUAUACCUGAGGAUGCUAGACAUUAUACAGUAUCUGGGCUGAAUUUGAUGGGAUAUAGAAAGGUUUAUGUAUCUAUCAGAGGAACAAAUGGAGCUGGAGUUUCAAGUGUGGCUACUUCCAAUGGAGUUUAUAUCUCCUACUUGAGUCAAGGACUUCAGCCAUUGUCACAUAUUGCAAUCAGUGAUGUACUGGAAAACUCUGAUGUUGAUGUAGAUUUCCAGAAGAGUUUUGACACACUUAGAGCAUCAUGGGAUAUGUCAGGUGACCCUUGUCCAUCAGUGAGAAAUGAAUGGCAGAUACAAAGGCUGGAUGGAAAAGUUAUCUCAGAAUGGCUAGACAUGCAUGUUUCAGAAAAUGGAAUGCUCGAUGGACUCCAUAUGAAAGACAGAGAACUGUAUUAUUCCUUGUUAAGAGUUACAAAUGCUUUGAAUUAUACCUACAUCAUAAGAAGUAAUGGAGUAACUAUAGAAGAAGAUCCUCUGCUUCCAGGCAAAGUUUUUGAUGGAUACAUAACUGGAUUUGAUUUGAAUAUACUUCCUUCUCAACGUAAGGUCACUGCAAACUGGGAUGGUUUUGGUUUGCCAGCUUCUGCCUCAUUUCAGGUAGAUGUUGAAGGAAACCCAGGAUAUCAGGUAGAUGAUUCAAAAACUGAUGAACAACAUAAAACCCAACAGGUCUUAUUUUAUGAAGUAGCUGUUGGAACAGACAGAAGAUUUCCUAAAACCAGGGAUAAUGUUGUACCAUUUACAAAUGUUGCUGGGAACAAAUCAGUCACAUUCUAUGAUCUCAACCUUGAGUCUGGAUUAGCAAUGUAUUACUUUACUGUUAGAGCCUACAGUGUAUCUUAUUCUGUUGCCAUGGUUACAUCUAAUGGUUUCCAUGUUGGAUAUGAUGGUGGUGUUGAAGGUGGAUCCAUUAUUAUUGGCGACUUUAUUAAUACCGAUAUGUAUGUAGAUAUACAAUUUGAAGGUUUUACAUCUAAGUUGGAUAUAAUGAUGUAUUAUAUAGGACUGUCCAAUCACACUCAAGCUGUUGGAACUGACUGUAAACAAUAUAUUGAUGGACGUAAGGGAAAUCAAGCAGUGGAAAAAACAUUUAACAUAGCAACUUUGAUAAACAUUAACUUGAAUACAUUCUUUACUCUGACAUCACUACAGUUACAGUCAGGAGGAACAUACUAUGCCUGGGUUAUAGCUACAGAUGAAUCAGGAGAUUGUGGAAUGAUUCACCACAAAUUCACAGUUGAUACAACAUCUCCAAUGUAUGGAGCUAUGACUGCUGGUCCAUUUUAUCACAUGGACCUGGCCUACACCUCUGACAAUACAACUGUUCAAGUUCAGUGGACAAACUAUAGUGAUCCAGAAUCUGAGAUAGCAACAUAUGAAGUUUCACUGUGGAGGAAUACUUCUUGUUAUUCUGAUGGAGAGGAAGAACUGUUGGUAGAUUGGAUAGAAUUAACAAACAAUUACACAGAAUACAGCUUUGUCAAUUUAAAUCUAACGAUGAACAUACCAUAUACUGUUAUGUUUAAGGUUACUAAUGGUGCAGGUCUUUCUAUCGUACAAAAAUCUUCACCAGUUCUAUAUGACCCUUCAAAACCAACAGCUGGUACCUUGCAGGAUGGACCAGACUUUUCAACACCACAAGUUUGGUUUAGUUCGACUAAGACUAUAACAGGUUCAUUUCUGCACUUUGCCAAUCCUCUCGGUUUAGCCUGUCCAUCAAGACACAUUUCAAUGGUGAAUGAUCCUGACUGGAAGGAACUGCAGCAGAUUGGUCUUAAAGAUCCUAGUGGCAAGAAAUGGUCAUUGCUGUAUCUAACAAAGAAUAUCGACAAGGAUAUAUAUGAUGAUGUUAUUUCUGUAAAACUGGCAAGAGACCACAGAAAACCGCAGAUGUUUACUGGUGCAUAUUACAGACCUGCUAGCUUUGAAAAUGGUGGCACAUAUCAUAUUUCUGUAAAACCUGCAAAUGGACAUGGAAUUGCUGUAACAGAAAUAUUAUUUUGGGAUGGGCAGGAUACCAGUAUUGCAACCUAUGAAUAUGAAGAACCAGUUGACUGGGCAUCAUCAGUUUGUCAGUGUUGUUUACUGGAUCCAAUACCUUUGGACUGUGAAUUUUGUAACUGCUCGAGAUAUCUGUCAGAUAAGUAUGGAAACAGUACAAUACCUACAGUACCUAGUACUACAAAAGGAACAACAGUCCAGACAACAACACAUCCAUACGAUAUCGUCAAUAAUCCUGAUAACAGUAAUGUUUCAGAACCUGUAGAUACCAGUAUACCAAUAGCACAAAGAGCCUGUGGAAUUCAAGUGUUCUCUGAUCAUAAUCCAAAGAUAGUUACUUGGUGUCGAUCUUUCAAUGAUAUACAUCCCAUAAUGAAGACAGCAGUGGAUUACAAUGUCACUGAAGAAUUUCUCAACUUCAAAAUCAUAUUUCAACCUGAGAUGGAUGAUGCAGUAGAUAUUUCUAUGUGUCUUAUUGUAUUUGUCAAUGAUGAGGAAUUAACUGAACUAUGUGGAAUACCUAAUCUAAGUGAAUCAGCACAAUUAGUUCUUCAUGUCUUCAACCGUGAUAAUUUUGUACCAGAUAUUACAGAUAAAUUCAACAUAUUUUCCACCAAAGCAUAUUUCAAAAAUCUAAUAUUGCCACCAUCAGCUGGUGCACUUUGUCGCUAUGGUGAUCCAUUCAGGGGCGGGACUAAUCCAAUAAUAAAAUAUGAAGUUGGCAUUGGAAGCGACAAACUUUUAACAGAUAUUGAACCAUUUAGAGAAGUGAUAGUACCCUGCAUACCUUGCUUUGGAGAAUGUUCUAAAUAUAAUUGUGAUCGGAACUGUAACAUUGAUCAACAUGUGGAUUUCAGAUUUACUUUGACAGACUUAGAUUUAACACCUCAGGUUGUUGAUGUGAAUGAAACUGGACACUACUAUAACAAAACAGUUAUAUAUUAUCUUACAGGAAAAGCUGUAACAGGGGCUGGGGACAAUGUUUUGUCAUCUUCACCAGGAUUUUAUAUUGAUCUUACAAGACCUGUAUUUGACCCUGAUGUAAUGUUGACCAGUCCAAUAUAUAUUGAUGCGACACAAGGAGAGUUUCAGCCGAUUAGUUACCAAGCAUCCAACAACACUAUUAAAGCUUUUUGGAGAUGCACUGAUGAAGAAAGUCAGAUAAAGGAAAAUUUGUGGGCUAUUGGUGAAACACCAGGUGGAGAAGAAGUUCAAAGUUUUCAGUCCAUUGGCCAUAACAUGACAGCCCUUAACUCAUCACUAGAGGGCGUCCUUAAGCAUAACCAUACAUACUAUGUAUCUAUCAUUUGUAUUAAUGGCGGAGGAAGAGCUACUCACUGGAAUGAUAUAACAGGUGUUAUGGUACUAUUGGAGCCACCAGAGGUUGAUAAUUUGAAUAAUACAAUAAAAGGAGACAUCCAACCAUUUGAAGAAGGAGUAGUCCCUACAGAUGCCAUGGAAAGUACAGAUCCUACAACUAUAGGGUUCACCUUUACUGUUAGUGAAGAUAAAUCUGUAAAGAGAUAUGAUAUGUGCAUUGGAACAGACAAAUAUUUAGAUAACAUUUUCCCUUGUACCUGGGUUGGUUACAACACAUCAGGAUCAGCUUCUAUCAAAGAUGGAUAUUUGUAUAUAGAUGAUAUCAAGCUGAGACCUUUGUCAGAGCUUAAGACCAAAGUUUGGAAUAUCUCCUAUGAAUCUACAGAGAACAAGACAAGUGUAUUCCAUAUGGAACCUGGACGGACAUUAUUUAUGACGAUGAGGGUUUGUAAUGAAGCUGUACUUUGUACCAAUAAGUCAAUAGGAAGUGUACUGAUAACAAAUACAAAAACUGUAUUGAAAACAUCAGAAAAGGGAGAAUCCAUUGAAAUUAUACAGUCAGUUGCUACUAAUUCAACACGGAAAAAGAGGGAGACAGAUGUGAUUGUUGUUACAACACCUGAAGGACUGGAACCUGGCCAAACAGUUGUACUACAGCCAAUAUCAGAGGAGGAUCUAAACGCAGAAUACAGAUCUGAUUCUUCAACAGAUUUCCAACCUUAUAUUGUUAAUCCAGCAACUUCAUUUGACAUGGUUGACAGAUUAUUGUACAGAAGAAUACACUCUUAUGUGACUACAUUUUCUGUAAUACCAGUUGGUCACCUGUCAAUGUCAGGGCCUAUGAAUAUUACAUAUCCAGAUAGUAUUGGUGAAAAUGAAGACAACAGAACUGUUCUGGCUCACUGGAAUUCAGUUAUUCAGCAGUGGGAACUGAGUGGUAAGACCUGUGGUGAUGCAUCAGUUUUAGAAGUUGAUAAUGGGGAUGGAACAAAGACUGUUCAGGUUUGCAAAACAUGGAGAGUUGACUCAGAAGAAAGGAACCAAACUGAGGAAUCCAUUUUGUAUUUCUCUGAAGAGACACAAUUUGCAGUUUUCAUUGUAUCAAAGAAAGUAUACAAUUCUGCACCAACACUGAUCAGUAAUAGAUUUAUAUCUAUCAAUGAAGAUCAAGGGACAAUACAGUAUCAGUUGGAGGCAGCAGAUGCAGAAGAUGAUAUAGUGAGAUUUUACCUUAAAACACAGACAUACAAACUUGGUGAUCCAGUUUUGUAUGAGAAUGGCUUGUUGAUGUAUACACCAUGUAAAGAUUGUUCAGGAGUAGAGGCAAUUGAUAUCAUCUUGAGAGAAGUACAAACUAGUAAGGAUGUAACACCAGCCAGCAGUGAAAUAACACUUGUUAUUACAAUUAUAGAUACCAAUGAUCCACCAGAAAUGUUCCUUGUACAGUAUGGUCAGUCUAUUUUGUUAGAUGAUCCAACAGAGCCAGUUAUGGUAUAUUUGGAACAGAAGACUGAAUAUAACAAAAACAAAUGGACAGAAGAUUUCACGGUUGUUAUAGGAGCCUUUGAUGUGGAACAACAACAUCUUGUUAUGGAAGUAUACAAACCAAUGACGGGAACAGUUAUGUUUACAGAAGUGAAAACAACAGUACCAGAUAUGUAUGACUGUGAAACUGAUGCAAAUGUAGCCAGUGAACCGUGCGGUAACUUCAGUUAUACUCUGCCUCAUGUUAAAGUAACCAUGUCCUGGAUUUAUACCACCUUGACCUACAAACAAAGCGUAAAUGUAACAGGAAAUGACUUUAUAAAAAUUUAUGUCUCUGAUUCCAUGAAUGCCUCAUCGUCAGUAGUGACCAUACAGUUUGUUAUAAUGGAAUCACCUUGUCAGAAUGAUGGGUCUUGUCAACCAAAGAAUGGCAGUAACUAUCCAUGCACCAGCACCUAUAGAGCAGAACAUUUUGAUCAGAAUUUUGAAUGUGUAUGUUUACUUGGCUGGAUAGGUGUAUACUGUGAAGAAAACAUUGAUGAAUGUUUAAGUUCCCCAUGUGUGGAACCAUAUGAAUGUAUUGAUGGUGUUAAUAAGUAUGAGUGCAGGUGUCCAGCAGACGAUCCAAACUGUGAUUUUAAGAUAUGGAUCAUUCCAGUGAUUGUCCUGAGUGUUGUUUGUAUUGUGACUAUCAUUGUAGUGGUCAUUUAUAGAUACAUGUAUAGGAAAAAAAGAGAGAAAAACAAGAAAGUUUAUAGAGACCUUGUAAGCCAGAGCUCAAAAGAUCUGCUAGGUGAUGCCCAAUCUCAGAAUUUGUCAUUUGCUGAAGAUACAGUGGAAAAGUAUAUUAACAGCAAUCCUGAAGCAGCAACUUUGGAUGCAGAGCAAGUGGAUUUCCAAGAGAACCAUGAUGAUCUCAGUAGUUUGGAUCCAGUGGGAUUUCUGAAUCCUGCUAUUGGAAAAUCGGGAAAUCCAAGAUGGAAGAAUAAGGUUUACCCUGAAUCAUCAUGUACCAAGAAAUUUGUUAUUUCUCCUGCAGAACAGAAAUCAGAAAGUAAGCUGAAAGAGGAAGUUCAAGAGAAAGAUGAUUUGAAGUAUGACUGGACCUAUGCCUUACCUAUGCAUCAGGUUCUCGAACAAGCCUUGAAACCAGUAUCUAAACCAAAGAUACAGUUUCUUAGAGAAAUAAAAUUCAAAUUGUCAGCUGAUGAAAAGAACGCUGAAACAUUAUCAAAUCCAACAGAAGAAAGAGAGCACGAUGCUGAAACUGACCUUCCUCAGUCCAUGCAACCACCUUUGAAACAAAUGUAUCAAACAAAAAUGGCAAAAGCUGUUCCUGCAACUGGUCUUGUUGCACAUAACAUGUCUCACAGAAGAGACAAUGACCAAAAACAGCAAGAGAAAAGCAGUGACGCUUAACAUUUUGUGCUAACAGUUGCAUUUUACGUUCUUCAAUUAGUAAUCACAGUUCUUUGAUAAUAUAGUAACUCUUUCACAAUAGUCAUUAACCAUUUUAUUAUUGAUAUUCUAUUGAAUUUUUGCUGUUCUGCAGAUAAUUUUAUAAUCAGAUGUUGUAUUUCUAAUUAAUAAAGAUAAAGUUUAUCUUAGCUUUCAAAUGUA